CUGUCAAUCAAUUUCUCCGGGUGUGAAGAUGGAACACCCGGGGGACAGUAGUGGGGGCUCGGACGCCCCGAAAACGCCGCCCCAGUCCGACAGAGAAGCAGAGGAGGACUCUUCCAAGAGUUCUGCCUUUCGAUCCCGCCGCCUCUUGCAUUACCUCUAUCUGGUGGGCUUUUUGGAUUUGUUCGGUGUGAGCAUGGUUGUUCCUCUAUUGAACCUUCAUGUCAGAUCUCUUGGAGCAAGUCCAACAGUUGCAGGAAUAGUAGGUUCUUCCUAUGGCUUCUUGCAACUCUUUUCAAGUACGCUGGUGGGCUGCUGGAGUGAUGUGGUGGGGCGAAGGCCAUCCCUGUUGUUGUGCAUUCUCUGCAGUGCCUUGGGCUACCUGAUUCUGGCUGUUUCUACCAAUGUCUUUCUGUUCCUUCUGGCUCGAGUCCCUGUGGGUAUCUUCAAACACACGCUCUCCAUAUCAAAGGCUCUGCUCUCUGACCUGGUCUCUGAGAAGGAGCGGCCCAUGGUGAUUGGACAUUUCAACACAGCCUCCAGCUUGGGCUUUAUCUUGGGCCCUGUGGUUGGUGGACACCUUACCGAAUUUGAAGACGGGUUUUAUCUAACAGCCUUCCUCUGCUUCUCAAUCUUCCUUCUCAAUGCCGGUCUCGUGUGGCUGGUCCCAUGGAGUGAAGAGACACUGAACCGUCCCAGAAACCAGCACCAAGACACAGAGCAGAGGCCGUGGAAAGAGGCAGAGCAUCAGAAGCCCAUCUCUAGGGUCUCAGCACAGGGGGAACCUGGCCAGGCACCUGGAUCAGUGUUGCAGACACUGCUGAACAUCAAGGACCAGCUCCUCUUCGGGAUGUGGGAGCUGCUCACAGUGCACCUGCUCAUGGCCCUCUCGGUCUUGCUCUACCACAGCAACUUUGUUCUGGGCCUGCAGCAGCGCUUUGGCAUGAGGCCCUGGGUGGCGGGCUACCUCAUCAGUGGCAGCAACAUCCUGAGUGCCCUAACAGGCCUGUCCGUGGGCCCCAUUCUGCAUCUGUACCAUCAUAACGCCCGGAUAGCCCUGUGCCAUGCCUGCGCCCUCACUGGCCUGGCACUGCUGCUCCACACCAUAGCCUACAACAUGGCCCUAGUGCUGGCUGCCGCUGCCCUGCUGGCUGUAUCUACCACCAUUGGCAAGACCUGCCUCACUCACCUACAGCUGACAGCUGGAGGGUCCAAGUCUGGAGGGACUCUGGUGGGCCUUGCGCAGUCAGUGACGGCCAUAGGCCGUGCAUCUGCCCCUCUCUUCUCAGGCCUGGUCCAGGAGUUCAGCCCCUGUGGACCUCCAGCCUUUGGAGUAGUGCUGUGCAUGGCAGCUGUGGGCAUCAUGUCACGAACUCAGCCUUCUCCUGGCAGCCAUGCGGGUGACAGACUGAAGCAGGAGUGAAGCAGACUCAGACCAUGUAGGAAAAGCACAAUCCAAGGUGUUUGCACAGGAACGAAGGGGAAUUCUUCUUUUUCCAACUUGACCACUGAGGUUGAGUUUUCUAAGGGGACACAAGGCAGGAUAGGGAAAUGGGCCUGGGCUGGCAGGGCAGGGAAUGUGCUAGAAGGAAAGAUGUUCACAG
Molecule: messenger RNA, 1601 nt
Organism: Suncus etruscus (white-toothed pygmy shrew)
Lineage: Eukaryota; Metazoa; Chordata; Mammalia; Eulipotyphla; Soricidae
Gene: SLC67A2
Product: major facilitator superfamily domain containing 9
Exons: 6
Coding region: 29-1420 (463 amino acids)
Biological process (GO): transmembrane transport
Molecular function (GO): transmembrane transporter activity
Source: RefSeq, a predicted model, not a curated record